This is a messenger RNA of Neoarthrinium moseri, 1173 nucleotides long. RefSeq lists its product as uncharacterized. Bases 1 to 1173 code for a protein of 390 amino acids. Gene Ontology annotation, biological process: 3'-UTR-mediated mRNA stabilization. Lineage: Eukaryota; Fungi; Ascomycota; Sordariomycetes; Amphisphaeriales; Apiosporaceae. The transcript has 3 exons. Gene Ontology annotation, cellular component: cytoplasm; nucleus. The record is from RefSeq and is a predicted model, not a curated record. Gene Ontology annotation, molecular function: mRNA 3'-UTR AU-rich region binding.
AUGUCCGCUCCCCAAGACCUCCCGCCCAACGGCGAGACCGAGCUCGACCAGGGCCUCGACAACCUCAAGCUCGACGGCGAUCUCGGCCUGGGCCCCGACGGCCAGCCCGCGCCCAAGACGGACGAGGAGUACGCCGUCGCCAACCUGACCCUGCGCGCCAUUGUCUCGUCCAAGGAGGCCGGUGUCAUCAUCGGCAAGGGAGGCAAGAACGUCGCCGACCUGCGCGACGAGACCGGCGUCAAGGCCGGCGUGAGCAAGGUCGUCCAGGGUGUGCACGAUCGCGUCCUGACUAUUACUGGAGGAUGCGAGGCCAUCUCGAGGGCCUAUGCCAUCGUCGCCCGCGCCCUGCUCGAGGGUGCGCCCGCCAUGGGCAUGGGUGGAGUUAUCCAGAAUAACGGCACACAUCCCAUCAAGCUCCUCAUCUCGCACAACCAGAUGGGCACCAUCAUCGGCCGGCAGGGCCUCAAGAUCAAGCACAUCCAAGAUUCGUCCGGCGUCCGCAUGGUGGCACAGAAGGAAAUGCUCCCGCAAUCGACCGAGAGAAUCGUCGAGGUGCAGGGGACGCCCGAGGGCAUCCAGCGCGCCAUCUGGGAGAUCUGCAAAUGCCUGGUCGACGACUGGCAGCGCGGCACCGGCACUGUGCUGUACAAUCCUGUUGUCCGCACCCAACCGGGCGGUGCGGGGUCCCUUGGUGGUGGUGCCGCUUCGCCUCCUGCCGCUGGCGCUGGCCCUGUCGGCGGGGUAGGAGGAUACGGCUACUCAUCCAGAGGCGACUAUGGUGGCCCCCGUGUCACGCGCACUGGGAACGGUGCCGACUUCAGCAACGGCGCUGGCUCUCGACCGUACCGCCGCUCAGACUCGGACGCGGGCAACCGGGAUCGCCAAGGGCCCCCGACGCACGACGAGAACGGCGAGGAGAUCCAGACGCAGAACAUCAGCAUCCCCGCCGACAUGGUUGGCUGCAUCAUUGGUCGCGCCGGCAGCAAGAUUACAGAGAUCCGCAAGACCUCGGGUGCCCGUAUCUCGAUCGCAAAGGCACCUCAUGAUGAGACGGGAGAGCGCAUGUUCACCAUCAUGGGAACGGCCAAGGCCAACGAGUCGGCCCUGUUCCUCCUCUACGAGAACCUCGAGGCGGAGAAGAUGCGACGGAGCCAGGCCCAAUCACCCGAGUAA